Molecule: messenger RNA, 2882 nt
Organism: Lymnaea stagnalis (great pond snail)
Lineage: Eukaryota; Metazoa; Mollusca; Gastropoda; Lymnaeidae
Source: the annotation of a GenBank genome assembly
GUCGAAGGCAAUCACUUAUCUCAGUUGCCAUUAAAAAAAAAAAAAAAUAACUCUGCCAUAUUUUUACCACGAAUUAUUGUUUGCCAGUUGACGACUGCAUUGUUUAAGAUGAUUGCCAGAUUGACUGCGUUCAUUUGGGUUACAAGUUUCCUUUGUAAGUACAGAUCAUUGUUAUUAAGUCUGCGAAAAUCAUAAAUUUGAAAUCUUCGAUAACGAGAAAACCGCCGCCAUUUUGCCUGUCAUGUGACAUAAUAUGUGAUCGCAUGCUUCAUUGCAUGUCAUGUGGCUCAUGUGAUCGCAUGCUACAUUGCACGUCACGCGACUUAUGUGAUCGCAUGCUACAUUGCACGUCAUGUGGCUCAUGUGAUCGCAUGCUACAUUGCACGUCAUGUGGCUCAUGUGAUCGCAUGCUACAUUGCACGUCAUGUGGCUCAUGUGAUCGCAUGCUACAUUGCACGUCAUGUGGCUCAUGUGAUCGCAUGCUACAUUGCACGUCAUGUGGCUCAUGUGAUCGCAUGCUACAUUGCACGUCAUGUGGCUCAUGUGAUCGCAUGCUACAUUGCACGUCAUGUGGCUCAUGUGAUCGCAUGCUACAUUGCACGUCAUGUGGCUCAUGUGAUCGCAUGCUACAUUGCACGUCAUGUGGCUCAUGUGAUCGCAUGCUACAUUGCACGUCAUGUGGCUCAUGUGAUCGCAUGCUACAUUGCACGUCAUGUGGCUCAUGUGAUCGCAUGCUACAUUGCACGUCAUGUGGCUCAUGUGAUCGCAUGCUACAUUGCACGUCAUGUGGCUCAUGUGAUCGCAUGCUACAUUGCACGUCAUGUGGCUCAUGUGAUCGCAUGCUACAUUGCACGUCAUGUGGCUCAUGUGAUCGCAUGCUACAUUGCACGUCAUGUGGCUCAUGUGAUCGCAUGCUACAUUGCACGUCAUGUGGCUCAUGUGAUCGCAUGCUACAUUGCACGUCAUGUGGCUCAUGUGAUCGCAUGCUACAUUGCACGUCAUGUGGCUCAUGUGAUCGCAUGCUACAUUGCACGUCAUGUGGCUCAUGUGAUCGCAUGCUACAUUGCACGUCAUGUGGCUCAUGUGAUCGCAUGCUACAUUGCAUGUCAUGUGACUCAUGUGAUCGCAUGCUACAUUGCACGUCAUGUGGCUCAUGUGAUCGCAUGCUACAUUGCACGUCAUGUGGCUCAUGUGAUCGCAUGCUACAUUGCAUGUCAUGUGACUCAUGUGAUCGCAUGCUACAUUGCACGUCAUGUGGCUCAUGUGAUCGCAUGCUACAUUGCAUGUCAUGUGACUCAUGUGAUCGCAUGCUACAUUGCAUGUCAUGUGGCUCAUGUGAUCGCAUGCUACAUUGCACGUCAUGUGGCUCAUGUGAUCGCACCAAAGUAAACAGCACACUGUGUUUACGGUAGUUUUUUUAAGGAUAGUAUUACAUUCUUAGUUACUUUAAAAAAAAAAUGUUUGUUAAAUUUUAUGCAAACAUUUUUUUGUAAAAAUUCAUGAGAUUAGUUUUUGACUUACAGAAGAACACACAGCUCUAUGGUGUAAAUAUGGCUGCUUUGUUGUUGUUUUUUUUUAAAAAUAAUUCCGUUUCCGUAUUUCGUACUUCAUAUUUUUUAUGAAUAUAUUUAUUUUUAAAAAAAAAAAAUAUUUUAACGUAGCUUUGUUUUCCAACUGAAAUGUUGUCUCAAAAUUUUAAUCAGUCAGCGAACAAACAGAAGUCGAUGAUGCGUGUCCCCCUGGCUUGCCUCAAGACGAAUUCCGCCAACUGUACCGAGACUCGUGCUUUUACUUUGUGCUGUACAGAGUCAAGGAUUACGUCCACGCCGAGCAGGACUGCGAGGGUCAAGGGGGCAAGCUGGCCGUCGUCGACUCGGCGGCCGUCCAAGGGUUCCUGGUGGACAAACUGGUCAACGCGUACAAAAGACCCGACAUCCGGGUGUGGAUAGGACUGGAAGAUCGGGAUAACGACGGCACCUUCGUGUGGGCGGACGGCACGCCCCUCGCCUACAGCAACUGGGCCAUCGGCGAGGGCGACCACAAGCACCCCGGGGAGGUCUGCGCCCUGCUUGACACGAGGCAGCGCGGGAAAUGGUACGACUUCGUCUGCGAGAACAAAGAAUCACUCGGGUAUGAGCAUUCGUAUGUGUGCCAGUACACGUCACGGACUGCGACGGCGCCGACCGCUCACGUGGCUACAGCGACGGACAUCUCUAUGACGCACCCGUGUCCGCCCUUCUCCUGUGACCUCGAUUGUGGGAUGGACGGUUUCAAGAAGAAUGGGACCUCGUCGUGUUCACUGUGCGAAUGUGACGUUUAAGUUCUGGGCUCUGCGUUAAAGAAUAUUUUUCUUCUGUCAUCGCAUGUAUUUCUAGCGUGAAAUUUAAUUAUUGAAUCGUAGAGUCUAGAAAUAGCACAUUGAUACUUCUGUGUGUGUGUGCGCGCAUGUUUGGACAUUAGUGUAUACAACACUGGCAUAUAUCAUCAUUUUUCUUACAUAUUUACUCUGAAUCAGAUCAUUCACUACUUCAGUGUCAUCCGGUAUUGACUGCUCUGACAAACAAAUAAGACAAUUUACAACAAACAAAAUAUGUUUUCUGUUGUUGUUGUUGUUUUUUUUUCUUCUUUUGUUGAUAAAGUAUGAAUUGUCAACAAAGGAAGUUAACGCCGUUGACACGGUUUCGCUUGAGGUAGUUAGUUAUCCAUCCUCUAUGCACACGUUGGUCGGGUUACUUCCCUUAGAGAGGCUAAUUCAAAGAGACCAACCAAUUCAAUCUUUCGUGUUUUCUAAGAAGUGCUGUAAAAAAUAUAAUUAAAAAAUAAUUCUGUUCUCUGUUUAUUAAAGUAUUUUAAAAUGUUUAUGAAUUAAACCAACUUUCCAC